GAGUGUAAAUGUGAUCUCAUGUGAUGAUGUACAGACAGUAGAGGACACACACACAUACUGACAGCGGACUGAAAGCUACAAACACACAUAUAUGAAUGCAAUGCCGAAUAAAACGAAGAAAGACAAGGAUUCACCAAAAUCUGCAAAAGUGGGUAAAGCAGGAGGUCAGGAGAACUCAGAACAUGAGGGGUCCAAUAAGAAGGGCAUUAACAGUGUUCCUCCCACCACGCAGCUGCUGAAGGGAAAACAGUCCGGAUCUCAGCCCACCGUUAAAAAAGACAAGAGACAGAGCUCGUCCAGAUACAGCCUGAGCAACAAUCGAGAACUCCAGAAACUCCCUGCGUUCAAAGAUGUCCCCCCCACCGAGCAGGAGAAGUUGUUCGUACAGAAGCUGCGUCAGUGCUGCGUGCUCUUUGACUUUGUGUCCGAUCCGCUGAGCGAUCUGAAAUGGAAGGAGGUGAAACGGGCGGCGCUCAGCGAGAUGGUGGAGUACAUCACUCACAACAGGAAUGUCAUCACUGAGCCCAUCUAUCCUGAGGUCGUUCACAUGUUUGCAGUGAACAUGUUUAGGACGUUACCCCCAUCAUCGAACCCGACCGGGGCCGAGUUUGACCCAGAGGAGGAUGAGCCAACGUUAGAGGCGGCCUGGCCACACCUACAGCUUGUGUAUGAAUUUUUCCUGCGGUUUUUAGAGUCACCUGACUUUCAACCAAACAUAGCCAAGAAAUACAUAGACCAGAAGUUUGUGUUACAGCUCCUGGAGCUGUUUGACAGCGAGGACCCUCGUGAACGUGACUUCCUGAAGACCACUCUCCACCGUAUCUACGGAAAGUUUCUGGGCCUCAGGGCAUACAUCAGAAAACAGAUUAAUAAUAUAUUCUAUAGCUUCAUCUAUGAAACAGAGCAUCAUAAUGGAAUAGCAGAACUACUGGAAAUAUUAGGAAGCAUAAUUAACGGCUUUGCCUUACCACUGAAAGAAGAGCACAAAAUCUUCCUGUUAAAAGUUUUGUUACCGUUGCACAAAGUGAAGUCGCUCAGUGUGUAUCACCCACAGCUGGCGUACUGUGUGGUGCAGUUUUUAGAGAAGGAUAGCACACUUACUGAACCAGUAGUGAUGGCUCUGCUGAAGUACUGGCCAAAGACUCACAGUCCAAAGGAAGUGAUGUUCCUCAAUGAGCUGGAGGAGAUCCUGGAUGUCAUCGAGCCGUCAGAGUUUGUGAAAGUGAUGGAGCCGCUCUUCAGACAGCUCGCCAAAUGUGUCUCCAGCCCACACUUCCAGGUUGCGGAGCGCGCUCUGUACUACUGGAAUAAUGAAUACAUCAUGAGUUUAAUCAGUGAUAACGCUGCCAGGAUUCUACCCAUCAUGUUCCCGUCACUGUACCGAAACUCCAAAACCCACUGGAACAAGACGAUUCAUGGUCUGAUCUAUAACGCACUGAAGCUGUUUAUGGAGAUGAAUCAGAAAUUGUUUGAUGAUUGCACACAGCAGUUCAGAGCUGAGAAAAACAAAGAGAAAGCCAAGUGGAAAGAGCGUGAGGAGGCGUGGAUAAAGAUCGAGAGUCUUGCCAAAUCAAACCCACAGUUCCUGACGUACAUCGACUCCAGCAGCCUCAGCAGUCCGAUGGAUAUGGAGACAGACGGACCGAUGAUCGAUGAUGUCAUGAUGCUGAAGAAGACAGUAGAAGAAGAAGCCACUCAGGUAAACAUGACCAGCUGCACAGAGACCAGCGUAAGGAACGCCCCCUGGUGCGACGCAAGUCUGAGCUGCCUCAGGAUAUCUCUGCAGUGAAAGCUCUGGAGACGCACCGGCGUGCCGAAGACAUGAUCACUGCCCAGGACGGCCACUAGAGGACCUCAAAAGCCCAAAACCAGCCCAGUCUCACCCCGCCGCGCAAGAGCCGGCCCCAUACAGCACUGACGGCGGUGGCACUGAACGGCCCCGGUGUGACACACAAACACGCCCAGUUCUGCCAUCCAGAACCGCACCAGUGCCCGUCCAACAUCCAGAGCCCUAAACACCACGCUAGUCUAGUCAUCUCUCCAUUCCUGACUCUUUUCUGUUUUGUUUCGUUUGUUUCUCAAGAUGUAACGUGCCUGUACCGGCUCGAUUCAUGCUGUUGUGCUGAAAACAGGCACUGGGACAGGUCGUUUUUUGACACUAGAGCACUUGAAGCGUGGCUGUCGACUGUGUCCGGAGCGAGAGAGCGAUUCUCAGGUUGUUUCGGAGGCCGAGAGAGCAGCUUUUUUGGGCCGAUGUCAAACGCCACGUCAGCUUUCGGCCUCGGUCUUCAGUGGUCAAUGUCUUUUUAUGUGACGUUCGUUUCAUCGUCAGAAAAUGAAAUGUCAUUUUAGUCUUACCGACCGCAUUUCGCAUUUGAAACAGGCUGGUCUGUCUUUUGAAUUAUUUGACAAAAGAGAACCCGCCAGUGCAAAUACCCUUCCAUUUUACACCAUUUUUUUAAGUGUUAAUAUUUUUACAGUUGGCAAUAAGUUCAUCCAGGGAGAUUUUGGUUGUUCAAACAAUGGCGAAUGGCCUUAUGGUGGUUUUAUUUUCGAUCCAUUUUGUUUCUUCCGAACUCGUAGUGCAUUUUAAGCUUUCUAAUGGGCAAUAUUUAAACGUAAAUGCUUACCCAGUUACAUGUGCGUUUUUUGACCAAGCCUUUAUUUGCAUAGAGUGCCUUUUUAGGGAAACCGUAACAACAUAGUGGCGUUUCCUACAUGACAAAGGCUUUUGUUUAUUUUCUGUUGUAAAUUCGUUACUUGCUAUUUGUACGUUUACUCGCUUCCGAUAGUCUUUCUUUACACAUGAGAAUGACGUAAGAAUUCGUCAACCAAUCGUGGUGGUUUUUUCGGGACCUGGACAAGCCCAACGAAGGACAGAAAAGGACAUUUCCUGACAAACUUGAACGACUUUCGCUGUCUGCUUUCUUUUUGCAUUGUUUUAUGAUUAUUCGCUCUGAACCAUUGUUUGAACUUCCAUUCUGUUUCGCCUGGUUGGAACUACAGUGCAGUUCUCUUUUCAGGUUUCCCGUAUGUCUGUGACGUGAUUCAAAGAUGCUUGCAUUUUUUGUUUAUUUUAUUCUCGGCCCACAUAAGCUUAUCGAUGUUCGAUUUGAAUGUGCAAAUUUAAAUGGCUAUAGAUAACACAUUAUUUUUCUCUUUCCCAACCUCUCUCUAUCAUGUUUUCUGUUGUAAUUUAAGUUUCUCCCUCUUUUGGCUGUAGUGCUAAAAUCUACAAAUUAAUUUUCCUUGCCAGUGUCAAUAGAAUAACUUAAAACCUCUUAUUUGUUUUCCAGAUUGAAGCUUCUAUUGUGGUGACAUUUCCCUCUCCGUUUCAGUUUUCAGUUCAUGAGCGAAAAAUAAAACGGCAAAGUGUCCUUUUAGUACGCGUACCCUUACUAAAUGGCUUCAUCUGAUAUUGUACAUAUUAUGUACCGUUAUGAUCCAUCUAUUACUGAAUGGUAGAUCUCUUAUUUUGUACAGAUGAAAACGGUUAUUAGCCAUUUGCAGACAGUUGGUAUUUGACAGACUUCUGUAACUGCGUUAGAAACGUUUCGAAUUUAAUUUCUAAUGUGUAUUUUUUAUCUAUUUGUAAUUCAGAUCUAUUGUCUCUUUAUUCAGCUGUCUGAUGAAACCCAUCAUAAAAUAGCCUUCAUAUGUGCUUUUCUCCAAAUCUCAAGUGGUAUAUGUCUAUAUACAGGAAAUAAAGAAAACGUGUUUUAUAUUUUCAUCUUAGAACAA
Myxocyprinus asiaticus (Chinese sucker) is the source of this 3741-nucleotide messenger RNA. Its product is annotated as serine/threonine-protein phosphatase 2A 56 kDa regulatory subunit gamma isoform-like. The record is from RefSeq and is a predicted model, not a curated record. Lineage: Eukaryota; Metazoa; Chordata; Actinopteri; Cypriniformes; Catostomidae. The coding region runs from base 92 to 1789 and encodes 565 amino acids. Gene Ontology annotation, cellular component: protein phosphatase type 2A complex; nucleus; cytosol. The transcript is spliced from 16 exons. Gene Ontology annotation, biological process: protein dephosphorylation; signal transduction. Gene Ontology annotation, molecular function: protein phosphatase activator activity.